Colletotrichum godetiae is the source of this 702-nucleotide messenger RNA. RefSeq lists its product as uncharacterized. The record is from RefSeq and is a predicted model, not a curated record. The coding region runs from base 107 to 604 and encodes 165 amino acids. The transcript has 2 exons. NCBI's taxonomy places the organism in Eukaryota, Fungi, Ascomycota, Sordariomycetes, Glomerellales, Glomerellaceae.
UCUGAAUCCUGUGAGAUCAUUGAAACACCUGGAAAAAAGGCAUUUUUGACUCUUCUUCACUUUCCACCCUCAAUUUAACGCACAUCAUUGUACUCAUUCCACAAAUAUGGCCUUCAGACAAAAAGUCGAGGCGACAAUGAAGUCCUUCUUCGACGCAUACACAGACGGCGCAAAACAGAAUGACCCCUCAAUCAUCAACCGCGUGGUCACCCCAGACUGCACCCGCCACCUCUUCCCUCGUUCCAUGACCAAAGCCUUUGGCUUACCGGCCGAGUUCGCCCUCGACACCGCGACAUACGAAGCACAGUUCGCCAAGGACAUCGCCGCCUUCACAUCUGAGUCCACCACCGUUUCGAACCUCGUCAUCGACUCAGAAGCCCGAAAGGCUGCACUCACGUCCACUUCGGACAUCGUAUUUAAAGACGGCUCAGAGAGCCUACAAUUGGAAUUUAGUUGGUUCUUUGACUUCAAUGAGGACGGCUCGAAGGUCACGAAGGUCAUCGAGUUCUGCGACAAGGAUGCAGUCAUGCUCAUGCAUAGCAAGGUCAGCGCGAACGAAUCGCACGUUCUGGAUGCCAAGGCGGAAACCCCGCCUGGAAAGUAAACAGCAGUGAUGAGCUUCUUGUACGGCUGGCUGGUUCAUGGUAAACUCAUCUUUUCAUAGGGGCUUCCAUCCAAUAUUCCAUCAUGAUUCCUCAUUAU